UGCGGACGGCGAGGGUCCACUUCCGGCGCCAGGAUCGCCGUCGCCGCCGCCUCGCAAUGGCGGCGCUCGGCCGGCAGGUCUUCGACUGGCACCGCCUGGUCCCCCUCACCUGGGCCCGCAUUGCUAGGCAGACCCCUCGCGGAGGACAGAAAAGGACGUCUGCAUCUUUGUUGUGUAAACUGACCACAGCCUCCAAUGGAGGGGGCCUCGAGAAGUUAUCCCGUGUGGAAUCCAGAAAGUACAUGCAGGAACCAGAGUGCAGGACGAGUCUCACUCGGUGCCCCCAGGGGAAGCAGAGGACUCCUGUGGCUCCAGGGUUCCUGGAGCAAGAGAAGGUCAUCAGUUCUCUUCUGGACAUGGGUUUCAGUGAUGUCCACAUUAACGAAUUGCUCCGUCUGUGGCCAAGUACGCACCCUCAACAGUUGUUGGACAUCAUUUCAGAAUUAAUACUCUUGGGUUUGAACCCAGAGCCUGUGUACGUGGCCUUGAAGAAAAGUCCUCAGUUGUUGAAACUGCCUGUAAUGCACGUGAGGAAGCGCUCCAGUUACCUGCGAAAGCUCGGUCUUGGAGAAGGGAAACUAAAGACGGUGCUUCUCUGUUGCCCUCAAAUCCUCACCAUGCAUCAGAGGGACAUUGACAGCAUUGUUGGUGUUCUCAAGGAGAAAUGUCUUUUCACGGUACAACAGGUGACCAGGAUUUUGCACAGAUGCCCCUAUGUUCUUCAGGAGGACCCCGGUGAACUGGAAUACAAAUUCCAGAGACCGUGGAAGAAUCCUGUCAGGCAGCAGCUCCCACCUGGAGUGAUCUUGACCCCAGGAAACAUCCAGCAACAUAUGAGGACAUUUUUGGUUCUUAGGACCGAGGGAGGGCACUGUGGGGAUCCAGCUGCUGGAGGCUGGGCUGCCGUGAGCCAUCCUGCGGUGCACAGGAUGGCCUCAAGCAGAAUAAUGCAGCCUGAAUUGUUACCAGUGCGGAGGCUGAGGAACUGCCCGAAGGCUUCGGUUCACGAGAACGAGAACGUCAGGUUGGAAGCAGGCCUACAUUGGUUAUGUUUCUUUUAUUUAAAAGGAAGUAAAUAGCUGAGUUUUUAAGUUCCUUUCCCGUGUGCACUGAAGUGCUGCUGGUAGCUUUGAGCUGUGUUUGCUGUGGGGACUCAGCACUGAGGUGCAGAUGCUUUUGUUUCCUCUGGGCUCAUGUUUGAGCAUGACAGUAAAGAGAAAGACAUUUUCUGCAAAAUAAAAGUAGCUCAGUGAAUUCCUGUGCAUCGGAGUGAGAUGUCCAGCGGGAGGAGUCCCGGCUGAGGGAGGUGCCCGUUGGAUUUGCUGGUGGGAGAGCGGUGGGGUUGGCGCAGGUCUCCUCCUCCGCCUCUGUGUCAGCCCACAUGCAAUGGGAAGGAAGGCUUUGUCUAUACUGGUUUUUUGGCUGUGGGCAAAAUUAUUGAAAACGAAGGCAUUUCACUCUUUCAUUUACUCUUCCAUUUUGCGUCCCAGGUGACUGGCACUUUCCCUGGAACUUCAGAUGGGUUCUUGGGUCCAGUCGGGGGGACUAAGGAGAAUUAUAAAUUUGCAUGAUUAGAAUGGCUAACUUGGCAACUCAUGAUUGCUCCUUUCAUUUCGCUACAGAAAUAAAUUUUUAUGCACCUGAGAA
This is a messenger RNA of Leptonychotes weddellii (Weddell seal), 1647 nucleotides long. RefSeq names its product mitochondrial transcription termination factor 4 (gene MTERF4). Gene Ontology annotation, biological process: regulation of DNA-templated transcription; mitochondrial transcription; mitochondrial ribosome assembly. Gene Ontology annotation, cellular component: mitochondrion. The record is from RefSeq and is a predicted model, not a curated record. NCBI's taxonomy places the organism in Eukaryota, Metazoa, Chordata, Mammalia, Carnivora, Phocidae. Gene Ontology annotation, molecular function: double-stranded DNA binding.